GCUGCGUAGGCAGUAACGAGCUCGAUACGCGAUCGAUCCUUCAUAAAAAGCUUCGAUACCGAUCCUUCGAUCGGGAUCAGACUAUCGUCUUCGCCAACUUACUUUCGUGUAUCUGUCGCGUUCUCUGAAAAAAAAAGCAGCGGUAUCGCACACCCGGAUGCUUCGAAAUCAUCCUCUGGUGAUCCGGAGAUUCGCGACACGAUCGUGAGAGAGGUCACGAGGUGAUCGGUCUCUCGUCUUUUCGUCGGUGAACGUUCCCGCGUUUGUCAUCCGCUCGACAAUCGGUAUCGAUAUGCGCGUACAAAGCGCGAGGGGACGGUGGACCGUUCUCGCCGGUUUCGUUAUAGUUUGCGUGGCUAAUUUGCGAUUAGCUUUUUGCGAGAAGGAAUCGGGAAACGAGGGAAAAGUGCAUUCGGAAGAACCGCGACAGCACACGUGUUGCGCCCGACAUGAGAAGAUGAUCGAAGUUGGAUACGGGAUAUCCGGGGAAGUUAUUCAGAUCGACGCUGGACACUGCCGAAAGUUAUGCCCGCGACAUGUGUCCGACGAUCCUGGGGAUGCGAGUCGACCAGCGGUACAGAAAUGUUCAUCGGAUUUCCAUUGUCGCGCGAGAGUCGCCAAGCUAGAGCGAGUGUCUACGUUGCAGGGUGUUCGCAUAAUCGAGGCUAUAGAUGCCUGCGAUUGCUCGCCAGAAACGUCCUGCAGACGAGAAUCCUACAUCCAUUAUGUACAUUCCGGUACGCCGUACCAAGCAGUCGUGGACAUCGGGGUUUGCAUCGGUCAUUGCGCCAAAGAUCUGGGUUGCAAGCCGGUCCGGAAUAACACAAUCAGCGCCAAAGGGCCAAAUGGUGACGAGAUUUAUCAAGUAGUCGAGAAAUGCGGUUGCGCCGGUCAUUGUUACCGAAUGGACCACAUGGAAACUGUGCUGGAUUACAGCGAGGUGACGAUCAAAGAGGGCACAAACACGACCGACGUGAGGCCUGUAAUCCGACAAAUAAACGUCGGUCAAUGCGUCGGAACGUGUCCGGGAAAUGAGACGGAGACGUGUCUUCUACGGGAUAAAAAAGAGCCGUCUAGAUGUCUAGCCGGUCUGUAUUCAAAGCAGCACACUUGCACACCGGCCAGAUUUAAAGUGCACGAGUACAGAACCCGACGAGGAGCGAAGAGAGAAAUAAUUCAAAUUACUCAGUGUGCCUGCGUCUAGACUGAAAAUAUUAUUCCGUCGUGAAUAGUUUGAAUCGAAUCGAAGACGAGAAAAAAGCAAAAGAAAGCAAUACAGAUAGCGAGAGAGAGUGAGAGAGAGAGAGAGAGAGAGAGAAAGACAGCUUGUUAAACAAAUUUUGCACAUACAUUCAUGUUCCUAGGUGCAUUAUGUACCUACAAAUCCACGUG
Molecule: messenger RNA, 1392 nt
Organism: Mycetomoellerius zeteki
Lineage: Eukaryota; Metazoa; Arthropoda; Insecta; Hymenoptera; Formicidae
Exons: 8
Coding region: 293-1204 (303 amino acids)
Source: RefSeq, a predicted model, not a curated record